Anguilla rostrata (American eel) is the source of this 10425-nucleotide messenger RNA. Its product is annotated as helicase ARIP4-like. Lineage: Eukaryota; Metazoa; Chordata; Actinopteri; Anguilliformes; Anguillidae. Gene Ontology annotation, molecular function: ATP-dependent chromatin remodeler activity; ATP hydrolysis activity; ATP binding. Gene Ontology annotation, cellular component: nucleus. The transcript has 21 exons. The record is from RefSeq and is a predicted model, not a curated record. Bases 900 to 5171 code for a protein of 1423 amino acids.
CAGUGGCGAUUGAGGUCUGAGCAGUGUGUGAGGCAAAGUGCUGGGGCUGGUGAGGGCAGAUGUGUGUAUUUACCUUGCAGGGUCUUUUUUGUGCUCUGUGGCUAAAAACUGCAGUAUCUCAGACUAAAUUAUUCUUCUGUUCUGUCUUUUACAAGUCUGUUCUUUCUUAGUACAACUUUCUUGUUAACUGUACUCCAGAAGUGUAUAGCUCUCUGGAUCAUGUGAAUUCAGGUUAUUUGUUUUUCCUGUUGUUGUAGCCUUUAUGCAGAAUUGGUUGUGUAACCAGCAUACUGCUCAACACAGCACACUAACACCUGAAAGCAGCCAAUUCAAGCAGAUUUGAAAUGUAAAAAUGUGAAAGGAGGUUGAAAUGCUUGUGCUCGAUGCCACCUGCGCACGUAAACUCAGACUUUGCCUGCUGAGGUUGUGCGGUGUUGAUACACUCCCCUUCGUGGCCGUUAUGAAAGAGGGAGAGAGCCGGCGUUGCAGAGGGAUCCGCAGCUCUGGCCAUUCAGAAACCCCCCUGGCGGGGCCCCUGUCAGAGCGUGAAUGGUUAUGUAAGGAGUUCUGUUUAGUUCCUGGUCUCUACCCACUGGCUUUACUUAAUCAGCACUUGGACCACAUUCAGUGAAUGAGAGCGCGGUGUUCAGCACCACACUCAGCCAGUCAGUCAGUCAGUCAGCGAGCCGGUUAGCAGCUGAGCAGCGCACAGUACAGAGCAGCGAGCGCGGAGAGAGAACGAGAGAGAGAGAGAGUCUGAGCACGCUUGAGAACCUAACGCAGAGGCGAGCCGCUCAGCGCCGAGGACCGGCUAUCUGGGCACGUCAACUCCCGCCGUGGUGAGAGCGGUCCCGGGUGGAGCAGAGCAGAGAAUUGGGCAGCCCCCCCCCCCCCGAGCCAUGCUGCUGCUGGACGAGUCCGAGUCCUUCUCAGACCAGCCUCAGGGCACCCCUUUCAGUGCAGAGAAUGAAGCCCAGGGAGGGGACAGCUCGGGGUGGCAGUGCACCCCGCCAUCUACCUCACCGUCGGGGGAGCCCCCUUCGCGCCCCUCGUCGCGCCCCCCCUCCCAUCCCGACAGCCACAGUCCCAGCCCCAGCCCCAGCCCAAGCCCCAGUCCCAGCCCCAGCCCCAGCCCCAGUCCUGUACCUCCCGGCAGCACCAAGAAGAGAACCUCCAAGCCCGCCCACAUGAGGAGGAACAUCCGAAAGCUCCUGAGAGAGCACCAAUUGGAGGCAGUAACCAAAGCUGCCCAGCAGGAGGAGCUGGAGAGGCGGAAGCGGCUGGAGCAGCAAAGAAAGGAUUUCCCAGUGCCUCACCUCCCCGAAUUCCCCCCAGGUGUCUUGGGCUCGGGGGAGGUCUCCCAGAGCUCCUCGGCCCAUGUGGCCAAGCAGGAGGUGAUCUGCCUGGACACCAGCAACAGCAGCGCCAGCGCCAGCGAGGACGACACCAAGGGACCGGCGGCCCGCGCCAUCAAGGAUGAUGUCAUCGAGCUCAGUUCUGGGGAGGACGACACUCUCCAGACCAGCCAGUCCAUCGAGGACGACGACGACGACAGGGCCACGCCCGGCACGGAGGAGAGCAGCGGGGCCCACGUCAACGACGCCCUCAACCAGCCCGACGCCCAGGGCCGAGUUCUGGUCAACAUCAACCACCCCGCCAACGAGAAGGACCUCUUCCUCGCCCCGCAGCUGGCUCGCGCGGUCAAGCCGCACCAGAUCGGCGGGAUCCGCUUUCUCUACGAUAACCUGGUGGAGUCUCUGGAGCGCUACGGGAACAGCAGCGGCUUCGGCUGCAUCCUGGCUCACAGCAUGGGCCUGGGCAAGACCCUGCAGGUCAUCUCCUUCAUCGACAUCCUCCUGCGUCACACCGAAGCUCACACUGUGCUGGCCAUCGUCCCUGUGAACACGCUGCAGAACUGGCUGGCGGAGUUCAACCUGUGGCUGCCGGCCCCGGAGGCCCUGCCCCAGGACAACGACCCCAACAACACCGCGCCCCGCCCCUUCAAGGUCCACAUCCUCAACGACGAACACAAGACCACAGCUGCCCGGGCCAAGGUGGUGGGCGACUGGUCGGCGGAGGGCGGGGUGCUGCUCAUGGGGUACGAGAUGUACCGGCUGCUGUCGCUGAAGAAGAGCUUCGUCGCAGGCAGGAAGAAGAAGUCCAAGAAGCCCACGGGCCCCGUCAUCAUCGACCUGGAUGAGGAGGACCGGCAGCAGGAGCUGCUGAAGGGAAUCGAGAAGGCCCUGUCGCGGCCCGGGCCGGACGUCGUGAUCUGCGACGAGGGCCACCGCAUCAAGAACUGCCACGCCAGCACCUCGCAGGCCCUGAAGAACAUCCGGUCGCGGCGGCGCGUGGUGCUCACCGGCUACCCCCUGCAGAACAACCUGAUCGAGUACUGGUGCAUGGUGGACUUCGUCCGGCCGGACUUCCUGGGCACGCGGCAGGAGUUCAGCAACAUGUUCGAGCGGCCCAUCCUGAACGGGCAGUGCAUCGACAGCACGCCGCAGGACGUCCGGCUCAUGCGGUACCGCAGCCACGUCCUGCACAGCCUGCUGGAGGGCUUCGUUCAGAGGCGAGGUCACGAUGUACUGAGAACCCACCUUCCCUCCAAGGAGGAGCAUGUGAUCCUGGUGCGGCUGUCGCCAGUCCAGCGGGCGCUCUACACCCAGUUCAUGACCCGCUUCCGGGAAGCAGGGAACAGCGGCUGGCUGGGCCUCAACCCCCUCAAGGCCUUCUGCGUCUGCUGCAAGAUCUGGAACCACCCGGAUGUCCUGUAUGAAGCUCUGCAGAAGGAGAACCUGGCCAAUGAGCAGGACCUGGACUUGGAUGACAUCACAACCACAGGCAACAACCGCUGCAAUGCGCCCAGUCUGAAGGGCAAGCCCAGCGACUCCGCCAACAGCAAGUUCAUCGCAGGCAUCAAUCUGGGCUCGAUGCAGGAGAGAGCGAACCAAGUCAUCACUUACGAAUGGGCGAAGGAUAUCAUGAGUAACUACCAGACGGGCAUCCUGGAGAACUCGGCCAAAAUGCUGCUGCUCUUCCACCUGAUCGACGAGAGCGUUAGAAAGGGAGACAAGAUCCUGGUGUUCAGUCAGAGCCUGUCCACGCUGUCAGUCAUCGAGGAGUUCCUGGCCAAGAGGCCCAUGCCACCUAUCAGAGGUGCUGAGGGCCCGAGCCAAAACUGGGUCCGCCACUCCAACUACUACCGGCUGGAUGGAAGCACAUCGACCUCGGAGAGAGAACGGCUCAUCAAUCAGUUCAACGACCCCGCGAACAACACCACCUGGGUUUUCCUGCUGUCUACCAGGGCGGGCUGCCUCGGGGUGAACCUGAUCGGAGCGAACCGCGUGGUGGUGUUCGACGCCUCCUGGAACCCCUGUCACGACGCGCAGGCCGUGUGCCGCGUGUACCGCUACGGCCAGAGGAAGGCCUGCCACAUCUACCGCCUGGUGUGUGACUUCACCCUGGAGAAGAAGAUCUACGACCGGCAGAUCUCCAAGCAGGGCAUGUCAGAUCGUGUGGUGGACGACCUGAACCCUGUGCUGAACUUCACACGCAGGGAGGUGGAGUCGCUGCUGCACUUUGUGGAGGAGGAGCCCGACCCGGCCGGGGUGCAGGUGAACUGCCAGAACGAAAUGGAGGACGUCAUCCUGCAGGCCUGUAAUCUCUACCCCCAGCUCAUCACCAAGCACCCCUUCCACCACGAGUCUCUCCUCAUGGACCGAAAGGAGAUGAAGCUCACCAAAGCUGAGAAGAAGGCUGCCAAGAAGAGCUACGAGGACGAGAAGCGGGCGUCUGUGCCCUACACCCGCCCGUCCUACGCCCACUACUACCCCGCCAGUGACCAGAGCCUCACCAACAUCCCCGCGUUCAGCCAGCGCAACUGGCGCCCCCCUCCUCGGCCAGACGAGAAGCCGGUGGCCAGCGUUCGCCCGGUCCAGUCCACGCCCAUUCCCAUGAUGCCUCGGCAGGUACCCCUGGGCCCUGGCGCCUCAUUGGCCAGCUCCAGCACAGGUGUCAACUUCCCCGUCAACUACCUGCAGAAAGCCGGGGUCUUCGUGCAGAAGAUCGUCACGACCACAGACAUUGUGAUUCCCGGAACGAACAGCUCGGCGGACGUCCAGGCACGCAUCAGCGCCGGCGAGAGCAUCCACGUGAUCCGGGGAACCAAGGGGACCUACAUCAGAACGAGCGACGGGCGGAUCUUCGCCAUCCGAGCCGCCGGGAAGUCCCGACCGGGGGAGGAGAGCUCGUCCACGCCCAGAGACACUCAGAGGUCAUCCGCGGAGACCCCCAGCAACGGCAGUAACGGCUGCUCGUCCCCGGACCGCAAGCGCCUUACCCCAGACAGCCUGACCCGCCCCCUCUCCCCGGACGGGCCGGAGAUCCUCAGCGAGCUGCGCAGGUACACGGCGGGGGGGUCGGACCUGGCGGCGGGGGGGCAGGACAGGCCGCCGGACGGCAGCGGGGGCGGCGCCGCCGCCGCCAAGGGCGAGGGGGCGGGGCAGCCCGGCGCCAACACCCCGACCGCCCUGGACCUGCGCGGCACCAAACGCAAGUCCUCCACGCCCUCCUCCGAGGAGCACGCCGCCAAGCCGCCCGCCAAACGGACCUCCAUGCCGCUGCCGCUGCAGGGCCUCCCGCUGAGCGGCGGCUACGGCCUGCCGCCCGUGGGCCUCAGCCCCGCCCUGCUGGGCUCCAUGGGCCACGCCAUGUUCAUGGGCGCCGGCUCGUCGUACUUCCAGCCCCACGGGCAGCUGGGCGACCCGCGGCUCAUGUUCCCCGUCACCCCUGACCCCUUCGGCCUGGGGGGCAGCAGCCUGCCCAGCUCCUCGUCCUCGGGCGCCUCCUCGUCCAGCGCGUCGGUGCCCUCGUCCUCGGGCGCCGCGGCCGCCGGCUCGGCCUCCCUGCCCCCCUUCAUGCUGGGCUCGGGCAUGGCGGGCAUGCUGCCGCCCGGCUUCCCCCUGUCCUACGAGCCCCGAAUGUACCCCGCCUCGCUGCUCCCCGGGGGCCUCCCCGCCACCCCGGGCCCGGCCGGAUCCAGCUUCCUGUCCCACUACUCCUCCCCCAGCCUGCUGGGCGCGGCGCUGCGGCGGGCCAGCGCCCAUGCCGUCGCCGAGAACGGCGGGAGCAGCUCGGACGAUGACGUCAUCGAAGUGACGGGACAGUGAACGCUUAGAGGAGGGAGGACAAGGCCCGGGGGAAUCUGGGGUGGGGGCAGGGUCCAGAUGGGUGAGUAGGGGAGGAGACAGAGUUCUCCACACAUGCAAGCCCAGCCCAUCUCCCUACCUCUGGAGAGACUGAGAGGGGACCCCAUACAGAGACCGGACUGGGAAACAAAUCCUUAUGCUGAAUAUCUUAUUUAAGAUGACGGAAACUGUCACAGGAACUGAGCACGAGAGAGGUUAGAUGAAUCAGUGGACUUACGGAACGUGGGGCUUCCAGUCGCUGCCCUGUACUGGACCAUCACUGACUUAACUGCCAGGUGGGCUUAGACCUGCAGAGACUCCCCCCUGCCUCUAGGGGCACCGUCUACUUGGAGAGUGUCUGGCAGACCAGUGCAGUUGUCUGCUUGAACUGUUUGCAUUUUUCCAGCAGGUGAUUUUAGGUUAGUUAAUUUGCUUGUUUGAUAGUCAUAGUUUAUAGUAGUGCCUGUUGGAAUGGAGGAAAAAUAUCAUUGACCUGAUUGUUUUGAUUAUAAAUAUUCUUAUUAUUGCUACUAUUAAUAAGAUUUUAUAAAUGGUCAUAAUCAUAAAAUUGCCCAGAGGGUUAAAAAGAAAAAUGCUUUGUCCUUUAAAAUGCAGACGGGGCAUUUUCCUUUAGGGAGUGGUGGGAAGUGGUGACAGAAAAGAAAAGGUUGGCUUCUUGUGGUUGAGAAAUAAGCUGUGCUCCAGGUUAGUUACAAGAGAGGGGAAAAAAAACAACCGAGACAAAAAAGAAAGACUAAAAACCUUAAACUAAAAAAGAAUGUAUUUUCAUUUCAGCCUUUAAUGAUAAAUCUUGGGCGUGGGGCAUCGGCCCUGGCAUUAUUUUUGGGAAAUAUAUUUUGUUUUGUUGUUGUUAUCGAUAUUUUGAAACGGAUUGCCUGCACGUUACAGUGCACAGGGGCAGGUAACUGCCGCCAGUACAGCAGGAGUAGCUCACACUGUCCAAAGGGCAGCGAUUCCAAUUGCCUUGCCUCCAUCUCACAGAAUGUCCACCAGUUCAUGGGGAGACCGAUUUGCUCCGGAUCAGACUCCUGUCCACUUUGUCUUACUGUAGCUGCGUUAAGUGCCGCAAACACGAGAAAACAAACCGCAGGAAAAUCGAGUGUCUGUCUUGAAAACUGACCCUACGUCAGGUCAGUAGCUCUGUCUUAUGCUAUGUCCAUCCAUUUGUCAUUUUGUCAUGGUUUCCUGUAAAGACCCGUCAAUUCUCCAUUGACUGGUCUAAAACAACACACUGAUCGAACACCUGUUCCCCUGCACCUUCUGCACUGAGACAGAAAUUUGAAAAAAUGUAAAACUUUUGGAAAGUAAAGGUAUGAUUUGAGUUAAAUUAAAAAUUCAGUUUGUUGAACUAAACAACCCAUGUACAUAUACAUAAUGUUCUUCUUUCCUCCACCACCUCGGUCAGUCAGAGGUGUGACUCCAGAUCACCGCUGCUGAGUUUUUUUUUUCCGUUACACUUUGGCGUUGGGUGCAAAGGGAUUUUUAUAGACAUGGUGAAAAUCCUUUAUAGACCUUGCACCAAAUAUUCAUAAUCGAGCUUACAGACUGUGAAUGGGACUCGCCACAUCAUUUGACCAUUGGGCUCAUUUCUUUCCGUGAAAAGCACCCCAGAAGUAAACCUGCUGUAUUGGCACAUCUCUUCCUGUAUUGACCAUUCAGAGGGGAGGUGGUUACUGCUGGUUUUUAACAGAGACGCCUAGUCUCUAUAACCAGAUUCUCAAAUGUUCUUGGGAGUCAGGGAGGUUGGUCUGUCAUUUUGUUUACAAAUGUUUGGGCCAAAAAUAAAUCCUGAUCCUGGCCGAAAACGAACAGCCCAAUACCUUCACCCCAAGCCGAUCUUGAGAUCCGUUACCCCCUCUCCACACCCACGCACUCACACACCACCCACACCCCAGCUCCAUUGUCCUAACUGAAGCAAGGCUGAAGCUUCGAACUGCCUCACCCUUCCCUGUAGUUGGAACUCUUUCACCAGCUGAGUUCAAACUGCUGGUAGUUCAGACUCCUUGUUUCUGUUCUCUCUCAAAAUGGAGGCUGCAUAGUUUCAGCGAUGUUUUCAUAAAUUACCUGUUCUUUUAUACAAUACUUAAUGUUAGUUUACCUGUGUUUUUUUUUUUUCCAAUGUAUGAGUUUUCCAAAUUAAUUUAUUUAUGAUGGUGUAUAUUUAUUCAUUUGUAUUUUUAUUUUUGUAUGCUAUUUUUUUUUUGUUUUAAUAUUUUUAUUUUGGGGGAUAUUAUUUUUUUAUUUUCGUAAGUUGGUCACGUACAUUGUUGUGUUUCCUGAGGCAGGAAAGGAGAAAUCGGCAUAUGACCAAAGUGUGUGUAAAAAUCAGGACCAAUGGCCACGCCCAGUCAGGGUGCUCACCUCAUGAACACACUGAGAAAAUAAAUAGCGUUAAAACAAUUUGAAUUUAUUGAUAGGAAAUAAAAAGUAGUUCCCCCAAGUAUUCGCUUUUCAAAUGUGUUGCCCUGACUGCUUUUUUCAUAGCUGUCUACUUGAAUUAAAGUUUAUAUUUGUUAAAGCAUUCAGUCAGUGAUGGACUGGCUUUAUCUUUUUCUGCUCGCGUAUGCUGUUGUCUGCAGCCGGAAUGAACAGGAAGCCUAGAUAAGAGCACAGACCCCGACCUGUAUGGACACAAUCAUUUGAUGUCUGUAACAUGAGACAGAUUCAAAUUAUUUCCGUUUUUUUGUUUGUUUGUUUUUCAAGUUUGUAAAUAAAAUAAAAUAUUUUGAAUGCCGUUCUUGGCGCAUUUACUCUGUGAAACACCUUAGCCCCAGAACCAGUAGCAUAACGGAGUCACAAGGGCCUUAAAAUGUGGCACAAGGGUCAUAGCAGAGGAAGAACAAUUGUACAGUUCCACCUUAGAUUCUUUUAGAUUAUAUCUGUGUAGAUAAUCAUCUUGGCCAUGCAACCCAUGCAUUUUAAAUAGUUUUUAGAAUAAGCUUGAAUAGUCAUGCUUUAAAAUCUACCAAAAUGGCCCCUUUUAGGUUGCAGAAAGCAUUGGUUAUGGUUAGCCUGACUAUGAAUGUUUGACACAAGACAUUACACUGCUGUAGAAUUAAAUAUUAACCAAAAACAGCUUUCUUUUUCUAAGUGGAUUUAAUUUUAUACCAAGAACAACAGAUCAGUGAUUACAUUGUUUUUUUUCUCUCUCUUUUUUAUGCUACCUUGAACCCUUGGGAAAAUUUGUUCAACACAAAAAGCUGUACGAAUGGCUAUUUUCCAUCUCACCAUCUCUGGCGAAUGACCGUAGCACUGUAUCUCAAGUUGGAAAGACACAUCAGAAGUGUUUAAUCAGCCCUGAACACACUAUAGUAUAGCAGAUGGUAAACCAGUGCUCCUGCAUCUGUUCCAUCGUCUGUCCUGCAGGUGGCGCUCUCUGUGGCAUUGCACAAUAAUGUAAUUUUCAUAGUCUAUCACCAGCAAUUUAUUUUAACUGUUGUUGGCUAGAUGUGGAAUUGACAUCAAUCAUCCUUCAGAAUUGAGGAUAGGUUAAAAAAAGAAGAAUAUAUGUACUCUCCUAAACUGAUUUGGACUGUUUGGAGCCUGGUGCUGGUGGUCUUGUACUGGCAGUUGCCAAAGACAAUUGUAGCUGAACUUUCCUCACCAUACAGUUGCUGAUGGUUCAAACAUGUUUGACACUUCCCCUGUGACUUUUUUUUUUUUUUUGCUUUCUUUUCAAAUCCUGUGGUACAAAUAAGUGAAGUUGAAUAUCUGAAGUUGAAACCAUUGUCUUAUUUUUUUUAUCAAUGUUAAAAAAUACUUGGAUUUUUUUUUCCAACCAAACGAAUCUGUUAAAUUUGUUAAAUAUUCCAAGAGAUUUUCAUUUGGAGUUGUGUACCCCAGUGUUAACCAUCUGUGCUGCUGAAUGAAUGUUACAAAUCCAACCAGAGACUAAAUACAUCCAGACACAUUUAUUACUCAUUGUCUAUUUAGCAGCUCGUAUGCGCAUGCAGUUAGCAUUUACAUUCAUUGUGAAGGGAAAUGAGGCAUUAGCACUGGAAGUGAAUUUAAAGACUCAAUGGUGUAUUUUGUGAAUGCGUCCAUUAUCAUUUCCUAAGACUGCCGACUAAAGCUGUAGAAUUUUUCCCCAUGUUAUUGAUCAGAUAAUUAUUACUUCUAGAAGCCUUAGAUUAAAUCAUUAGCUAUGCAAGAGUUCUGUUUCAUUAUAUCUCAAGACAAAGUGCUUUUUUUUGUAACUUAUCAUGACGUUGUUACUACACUGAAAUAGAAAUAAACCUUAAAAAAAGAUAACUUUGAGGACAGACCCAACAUUUGUUUUACGUGUACAAGAGAUUGUUCGAUGUCUGUUUGCCAAUGUUGUGUAGCUUCUUCAAAGAAAUGUGGGGGCGGGGCUAGGUAGGGUGGGCUUGCUAGUGCUCCUUUGGUUCAGAUCUGUAUUGCUGUGUUUGGCUGUGUGUUCUGUAUUGUGAUCCAUACACCAUGGGGGAGGUGUGUGGAGGCCUGGAGGCAUCUCCUUUGGGGCUGUAAAGCAGUCCUACUUUUCCAUUCUGAAAACAGACCUUUCAAACAAGGGCAGGGACGUACUGUAAGGGAGAUGUCACAGGGAUGUCCCACAGGGAUGGGUUUCCAAAAAAAAAAAAGGAACUACAUAUGUUGUGAGGAAACUUGCAUUAUUUGUUUAUUUCACUGGUUCCCUUGCAGUAAUACAACAGGAUAUAUUUUUAAGCAGAGUAACAUGUUAUAAAAAGGGCAGUACUGCUACUUGCUGCCUUCUUCAGCUAAAGGAGGAGAGCCAUCCAAUGGAAAUGUUACUUACAUGCUGCUGGGUAAAGCAGUAUAUUAAAGGCCAUUGGUAUGCUAGGUCCCCUCACGCCUCCUUUGGGUCAAAAACUGCUAAUUGUGUCUUUUCUGUAUUCGUUACUUGCAGUAGACAAGUGAAGGACAUUGGUGCACACGCUGCUUAUUUGAACUGCAUACAGCACAAUUAGUGAGCAUGACCUAAUGAUGAUGUAAUGUGUUCCAAUGUUUGGAUGCUCUGAUUGGCUGUAUGUUUUCAGGCAUUGAGUGUUAAGUUCACACUGCUGCUCUUCCUGGUCUGCCAGAAUGCUUUGAUUGGGCAUGCUCCUUUAGUGGAGUUUCAGUUCAACCAAGGAAAUUAUUGUUGAUUACAUUGUAUUUUUUUGGCUCUGUUCUUGUUAUUUGUAGUAGCACUUCUGCUGUUUAGAACUUUUUUACAUUAAAAAUGUAAUGUCUA